AUUAUUGAAUUGAGAAAGUAAUGAAUAGUCAAGAAAUCAGACUCCAUUAUUUUUUUGUUGGGAAAAAGGACAGUUUUGCUACUCUUUUUUCUAUGGCUGUCAGCCGUAGACUGUAGACAAAACAUAGUUGCACCAAUUACAAGCAAUACCACUAGCAAAAGAGAGAGAGAAAUCAUUCUUGAUUACAUAUCAUUCUUAGCAUUCAACAGAUUUCAGAAAUGGAGAUUGGCUUAGCAGUUGGUGGUGCAUUUCUCUCUUCAGCUUUGAAUGUUCUCUUUGAUAGGCUUGCUCCUAAGGGUGAUCUGCUCAACAUGUUUCAGAAGCAUACGAAUGAUGUUCGGCUCUUAAACAAGCUGAGAAUGACUUUGCUUGGUCUUCAAGCCGUGCUAAGUGAUGCAGAGAAUAAACAGGCAUCAAAUCAAUUUGUGAGGCAGUGGCUUAAUGAGCUUCGAGAUGCUGUGGACUCUGCUGAAAACUUAAUGGAACAAGUCAAUUAUGAAGCUUUGAGGCUUAAGGUGGAAGGUCAGCAUCAAAAUCUUGCAGAAACAAGCAACCAGCAAGUAAGAGACCUCAACCUGUGCUUGAGUGAUGAUUUCUUUCUUAACAUAAAGGAGAAGUUGGAAGAAACCAUUGAAACAUUAGAGGUAUUGGAAAAGCAAAUUGGUCGCCUUGGCUUAAAGGAGCAUAUUGGUUCGACUAAACUAGAAACUAGAACACCUUCAACUUCUUUGAUUGAUGAUUCUGAUAUCUUUGGAAGGCAGAAUGAUAUAGAGGAAUUGAUUGGCCGUUUAUUAUCUGAAGAUGCAAGUGGGAAAAAGCCGACUGUAGUUCCUAUUGUUGGAAUGGGCGGCGUGGGUAAGACAACACUUGCUAAAGCCGUUUACAAUGAUGAGAAGGUGAAGGACCAUUUUGAUUUGAAAGCUUGGUUUUGUGUUUCUGAGGCAUAUGAUGCUUUCAGAAUAACAAAAGGGUUACUUCAAGAAAUUGGCUCAUUUGACUUAAAGGAUGACAACAAUCUUAAUCAGCUACAGGUCAAAUUGAAGGAAAGCCUGAAGGGAAAGAAGUUUCUUGUUGUCCUUGAUGAUGUGUGGAAUGAUGACUAUAAUGAGUGGGAUGACUUGAGAAAUCUUUUUGUACAAGGAGAUAUAGGAAGUAAGAUCAUUGUGACUACACGAAAAGAGAGUGUUGCCUUGAUGAUGGGUCGUGGGGCAAUCUACGUGGGAAUUCUGUCUAGUGAAGACUCUUGGGCUUUAUUCAAACGACAUUCACUAGAAAAUAGGGAUCCUGAGGAACAUCCAGUAUUUGAAGAGGUUGGAAAACAAAUUGCAGACAAGUGCAGAGGGUUGCCUUUAGCUCUAAAGGCACUUGCUGGUAGUUUACGCUCCAAAUCAAAACUGGAUGAGUGGAGAGACACUUUAAGAAGUGAAAUUUGGGAGCUGCCAAGUCAUUUGAAUGGUAUAUUACCAGCGUUGACGUUGAGCUACAAUGAUCUUCCUACACAUUUGAAGCAAUGUUUUGCUUAUUGUGCAAUAUAUCCCAAAGAUUAUCAAUUUCGCAAAGACCAAGUUAUUCACUUGUGGAUUGCUAAUGGUCUUGUACAGCAGUUUCUUUCAGGUAAUCAGUACUUUCUUGAGUUGAGAUCAAGAUCAUUGUUCGAAAGGGUCCCAGAGUCUAAAGGGAAACCGAAGAAAUUCUUAAUGCAUGACCUUGUCAAUGAUUUGGCCCAAAUUGCAUCUUCAAAACUUUGUAUUAGGUUGGAAGAGAACGAAGGAUCUCAUACGUUGGAACAAAGUCGGCACAUGUCCUAUUCCAUGGUAGGAGAUGGUGAAUUUGAGAAGUUGAAACCACUCUCCAAAUCAAAGCAGCUGAGGACAUUGCUUCCAGUCAAUAUCUUGCACGGAUGUCAGCUAAGCAAGAGGGUGCUGUAUAACAUAUUGCCAAGGCUAACAUCCUUAAGGGCAUUAUCAUUGUCAGGUUAUAACAUUGUGGAGUUGCUGGAUGACUUGUUUAUCAAAUUAAAGCUACUGAGAUUUUUGGACCUUUCUAAGACAAGGAUUAAAAAGUUGCCAGAUUCCAUUUGUGCAUUGUAUAACUUGGAGACACUUCUCUUGUCAGAUUGUCGUUAUCUUGAGGAGCUACCGCUGCAGAUGGAAAAUUUGAUUAACUUGCGUCAUCUUGACAUAAGCAACACUCCUCGCUUGAAGAUGCCGCUACAUCUGAGCAAGUUGAAAAGAUUCCAAGUGCUAGUGGGAGCCACGUUACUUCUAGGUGGUCGCGGUGGUUUGAGAAUGGAGGAUUUGGGUGAAUUGCAGAACUUGUAUGGAUCUCUAUCAAUUCUAGAGUUGCAAAAUGUGGUUGAUAGAAGGGAAGUUCUGAAGGGAAAGAUGACUCAGAAGAAUCAUGUUGAGAAAUUAUCUUUGCAGUGGAGUGAAAGUAGUACUGCCGAAAAUUCACAAACUGAAAGAGACAUACUUGAUGAGCUAUGCCCACACACAAACAUAAUAAAACUCCAAAUCACCGGAUAUAGAGGGACAAAAUUUUCAAAUUGGCUAGCCGAUCCUUUGUUUCUUAAGCUGGUGAAAUUGUCUAUUCACGACUGCAAGAACUGUGAUUCCUUGCCAGCACUAGGACAGCUUCCUUCUUUGAAAAUCCUUUCCAUUAGAGAGAUGGAUCGAAUAACUGAGGUGACGGAAGAAUUCUACGGCAGUUGGUCCUCCAAAAAGCCUUUUAACUCUCUUGAGUAUCUUUUCUUUGCAGAGAUGCCAGAGUGGAAGCAAUGGCACGUACUAGGAAAUGGAGAGUUUCCUAUACUUGAGAGCCUUUCAAUUGACAAUUGUCCGAAGUUGAUGGGGAAGUUGCCUGAAAAUCUUUGUUCUCUGACAAAAUUGAGAAUUUCAGCGACACCUCUUCUUGAUGAUGCUGAACUGUCUACAUCCCAACUUGAGGGAAUGAAGCAGAUUGAUGAAUUAUAUAUCUAUAAUUGUAACUCUCUUACCUCCUUACCUUUUAGCAUUCUGUCGAGUACCUUGAAGAGUAUAUCGAUAUCUUGUUGCCAGAAAUUCAAAUUGAAGGCACUAGUUGGUGAGAUGAGUUAUUGUAACAUGUUUCUUGACUAUUUGCUACUGAACGAAUUUUGUUGCCAGAACCUUACUAGGUUUUUGAUUCCAACUGAGCCUGAAACUCUCAGUAUUUUGGAUUGUAAGAAUGUCGAAAUACUUUCGGUGGCAUGUGGGGGGACCCAGAUAACGUCUUUGUUAAUUGAUGGCUGUUCGAAGCUGAAGUGGCUGCCAGAACGUAUGCAGGAACUCCUUCCAUCUCUUAAAACACUGCUUCUUUCGAAUUGUCCAGAAAUAGAGUCCUUUCCUGAAGGAGGAUUGCCCUUCAAUUUACAAGUCCUUACUAUCCGGAAUUGCAAGAAACUGGUGAACGGCCGAAAGGAGUGGCGUUUACAGAGACUCCCCUGUCUCAGAAGGCUAGAAAUCAAUUAUAAUGGCAGUGACGAAGAGAUCGAGCAUUGGGAGUUGCCUUCCUCUAUUCAAUGUCUUACCAUACGCAAUCUGAAGACAUUAAGCAGCCAAGUUUUAAAAAGCCUCACCUCUCUUGAAUCUCUACUUAUUGGUAAUUUACCUCAAAUUCAGUCACUGCUGGAAGAAGGGUUUCCCUCCUCCCUCUCGAAGCUGACCAUCAGUGAUUGCCCUAAUCUCCAAUCACUUUCCGAAUCAGCACUGCCCUCCUCCCUCUCUAAGCUGGCCAUCGAUGAUUGCCCUAAUCUCCAUUCACUUUUCGAAUCAGCACUUCCCUCUUCCCUCUCUAAGCUGACCAUCGAUGAUUGCCCUAACCUCCAAUCCCUUCCAGUAAAAGGGAUACCCUCUUCCCUCUGUAAACUAUGUAUUCUCAACUGCCCAUUGCUCAAACCACUACUAGAAUUUGACAAGGGAGAAUACUGGCCAAAUAUUGCUCAAAUUCCUAUCAUAGUGAUCGAUAGUUAAUAUCUGUAAUGAUUUAAACGAAUGGUGCUAUGACAAAUACUGGCCAUCAUGAAAGUUGCUCCACAUUUUUCGUCUCUUCUACAGAGAUAAAGGAACCAAGAAAUCCAACCUCACUUUCUCAAUCAGCAGGUAGCCAAGACCUUGAUAAGAGUUCGUCGAGCUUGAAAUUUAAAGAAAUUGAAAACGACUUUGAAUGUCUGCUUCCACAUUGAUUUAAAGUUUGAUGCGACUGCAUUAUUACAUCAUUUUUUUUUUCGUUGUGAUAUUAAAUGAUCUUGAAUAUUACAUCGGUUUUUUGGUUUUGAUAUUCCGAGAACUUUCGAGAUAAAUUAUGAAGUUUCCUCAAAUUAUAUAUGUCCAUUACUCAACCUCAAGUGACACCUCAGAACUAGCGGAAAGUCAAGGAAGUAUAUCAUGCUCGGGGUGAAUUCAAGUAAGGUUGUGAUUUCCAAAUCGUACAGCUGUCUACUUUGGCUUGCUUGAGAUGAAGCAUGACUUGCUGCAAAUUGACCAUCUAGCUCUAAUGAAACACAAAGGAUUUUGACAAGACUCAACAACUAUUUGGGAAGUGAAAAGUUUCAAAGGUCUCUCUGCUCAAGUCAAGAAGUGAAAGUUGUUGAACCUUCAAGUGGAUGCUACUAUGAUGUUCUUUUUACUUUGGAUACCAAGAUGGAAACCAAAAGAUGACACAAUUAUUGGACAUUCUGGAUUGAGAAGUCGGAAUUUCUGGACGCGAAUGAUUAGAGAAAACUGUAAGUGCAAUGUAAAAUUUAUAAGAAACAGGGGAAACUAUGAGGAGUUAAAUCUGUUUGCAUAAUUUUUUAAUGUUGUUAUUACUGAAUAAAUGAUGUACGCGUAUUUCUGUUCAUUCUACUUUUCCUUUCUCCUCCUUAUAUAAUAUAUUUUCUUUGGUGGAAAUCAUCCCAUACAUGGGUGGAGCUAGAGAGGAAGCUAUGGGUUCGACAGAGACUGGUAACUAUACAAAACAAGAUAAACAUUGUAAUGCAUGCUCUACGAUUACAGAGAACCUCUUCUUAGUCAGGAUUUUGGUAACAAUGUGUAAGGUGUUACAGCUCUUAGCUCAGUUGGUAAAAGGAGAUUUUUGCUGCAAUUCUCUGUUGGAUAGACAGUUACUUGAAUGUGGUCGUGACAAAAAAGUAUAUGUAGUUGCAGAGAUGAAGUCUCUGUGAGAGUGGUAAGAUAUCAUUUAAAGCGUAUGGCAAUCUGGCUCGGCAAGAUCAGUUUGACAUCCCAAACAGUGAAGAGCUUAAUAGAAUGAAGGAAGAAUCGGUGGAACUCUCAAGCAUAUGAAUCUAAUCUUCCAGCAUAACUUGAAAAGUGUCCUAACAAGUCUAUCUUCAUAUUUGUUGGCAAGGAGAAGCUCCUUCAUCAUCCAACAUCAGCAAUAGUUUCACUCUCCAUCAGUAGCAGAGAGAAAUAAGAAAUGAAGAAGACGGGACUAGGGAUUUCAGACGUGUUUCGAUUAUUCCUAGGUCCUUAUUCUAUUUCUAGAAAUGAUCUCUUGAUAGAUGCAUUCUAGACCAUUUGAUGAAAAUAAAUAUCUGGUAAAGAAGCAUGUGAGCAGCACACUAUUUCGGCCUAGAAAGGAAUAAAGUUAGUUACAUAGUUAGAAUAUUUUGAAUAGGAUUUGUACAAGUGUACAUCUAAGUAUUUUUCUUUUUUUAUUAUUUUGUACAAAAUACUUGUAUAAAGAGAUGACAUGGGAAUCAAUAAAAAUAUCAGAGAUAAUUUCCACAAAGUUUCUUGCUAGGAUGGAGGAGAUCCAUCUUGAUAGCCCUUUCAGCUAAGAGGAAGCUUGGAUUUAUCAAUGGAGCUUGUAAGGCACCAGUUCCUGCUUCUCCAGAUUUCUCUCAGUGGAGCUGUUGCAAUGACAUGGUGACUUGUUGGUUGCUCAAUUCAUUGUCCAAAGACAUUGGGGACACUGUCAACUACUCCACCACUGCAAAGGAGUUGUGGGGCAGCCUUCAACAGAGGUUUGGUAAGUCUAAUGGUACCAAACUCUUUCACCUUCAAAAAGAACUAAAUGGAUUAGUGCAAGGAAAUUCUGAUGUAUCGGGAUAUUUCACAAAAUUGAAACGGUUGUGGGAUGAAUUAGACUCCUUGAAUGCAGGAUUAGAGACUGAUUCAAUUCUUAAUGGGGCUGAAUGAUGUUUAUGCACAAGCUAGGGGUAACAUAUUGAUGAUGAAUCUCCUGCCAAGAAUGGACCUUGCUUAUUCACUGUUGUUGCAGGAUGAAAAUAAGAGAGAAAUCUAUGUGAAUGCACAAGUAUUUUCAGAUCCAUCCUCUUUCAUGGUAACAAAUCAAGGGAAGCCAAAUUACAGGACUGGUAAUCAGAAUUUCAGGAAUGCAAAUGGUAAUCAAAACUUCAGGAAUGUUAAUGGCAAUCAGAAACCUGAAAUUCAUCCUCAGAGACUUAGUAUUGCACAGCUGAAAUUUAAAGGGAAGAAAGCAAGUACCACGCAAUGUGACUUGCACAUAUUGUCUCAAAAUAGGGAAUGUCAUGGCUGAUUGGUUUCCUUGAGGAUUUUGAGUUCAAUAAAGAAAAGAACUCUUUGCUCACAGUGAAUGAAAGGAAAUGCAGCUAUUGGAAGAGAAGACAUUCAAGAGCAUAAUGAAGGAACAAGCCCUUUCCAGCAUUUCAGUAAGGAACAAAGAGCAUAGAUCGCUCAGAUGUUCAAGCAGAUGCAGAUGACCUACCACAGAGAUCCAUGCAAAUGUUGUAGCUGGUACCAUUCUUAAAUACUCAGGAUCAUGUUUUUCAGUUUUUAAUUCUACAACCUGGAUCAUUGACUCAGGAGCAUCAGAACAUAUGUUUUUUUGAUGCUUUUAAUUUUCUUCUAUGACCCCUCUUCCUACUCCUAUAAACAUCCGUUUACAUAGUUUUUCCAAGGUAACUGUCACCUAUAUAGGCAGGUUUCUAUUCUACCCAAUCUCACUCUAACUAAUGUUCUUUGUGUUCCAGUUUUUACAUACAAUCUUCUCUCUGUGCAUA
Messenger RNA from Solanum dulcamara, 7003 nucleotides. Its product is annotated as putative disease resistance RPP13-like protein 1. Gene Ontology annotation, biological process: defense response to other organism. The record is from RefSeq and is a predicted model, not a curated record. The coding region runs from base 219 to 3989 and encodes 1256 amino acids. NCBI's taxonomy places the organism in Eukaryota, Viridiplantae, Streptophyta, Magnoliopsida, Solanales, Solanaceae. Gene Ontology annotation, molecular function: ADP binding. The transcript is spliced from 8 exons.